This is a messenger RNA of Chara braunii, 1049 nucleotides long. The record is from the annotation of a GenBank genome assembly. NCBI's taxonomy places the organism in Eukaryota, Viridiplantae, Streptophyta, Charophyceae, Charales, Characeae.
GCGUUAGCAGAGUCUACAGGUACUAAGGGAGACCCGAGAGAACUAGCCACUGAACUUCGUGCAGUAACAACAUGGCGUCGUUAGGCAAUGCAGGAACCGGAGCAGGUGGAGCAAGUAGCUCGACCAUCUGUUUCAAUUGCAACCAAGCCGGCCACAUUGCGAGAGACUGCCCAGUGGGCAGGGGACAAGGCGCCUUUGCUAACAAUGCGAAGUACUGGCAAUCAAGGAAGGAGAAUGAAGAUAGCAUAAACCGAGUGGUUAGAUGGGCAGACUGCAAGAUGCAGAAGGAAAUGGAGGAAGAGGAAAACAAGAAGGCGGAGGAGGAGAGAAGAAGGAUAAAAGUUGAACGAAGAAAGCAACAAUUGGAAGAGGAGAGGCGUGAUGAGAAGAUUCGAAGGAUGAUGUUGGAGGAGUGCGACCGGAGAGAUAGAAAGAUUGAGGAGGCGAAGCUAAGAAUGAUAGCUGCAGUAUCAAGGGACCUGCGAAAUUUCCGAGCGGAAAUAAAAACGGAAAUCCAGAUCGCGUUAGCAAUAAAUUUCAAGACCCCGAAACAAGAUAGGGAGGUGUUUGCGAAUGGACUCGAUACGUACCUUAUGGAGGAAGAAGUUCCGGCGGGUGAUGGCUCAAAAGUACCACCGAAGAGAGCAAGAAGGAAGCGAAUAGCGAAGAAUUACACAACACUGGAUGACUGGGAAGAGGAAGCAAGGGUCAUGUCAAAAGCAGACUAUGAGAAAAACCUGAGGAGGAAGGCUAGCACGCCGAUGAAGAACGGCUCCGCAGUGAAAGAGUACCCAGCAUCGUGCAGUAAAGGGAAUUUAGUAAGUAAUAUCCUGGAUACCAGGUCCAAGUUGAUGGCGAAGGAAUGGCGGGAAGUGAAGAAACUAUGCGAGGCGAGAGAUAUUACCUAUAUCUCGCGCAAGGUGUGCAAAACCCGAUAUCUUCACUGUUGUCCGCAAGUGGCUGCCGGGAGGUGACGAGGGUCUCAUGCCGUUCAUUGACAACAGCUGCCGCCGUCUCGUCCGCAGCAUAAAUCAACUCGAGCAGCCGUA